Molecule: messenger RNA, 1959 nt
Organism: Salvelinus namaycush (lake trout)
Lineage: Eukaryota; Metazoa; Chordata; Actinopteri; Salmoniformes; Salmonidae
Product: stathmin-3-like
Exons: 4
Coding region: 1-609 (202 amino acids)
Biological process (GO): neuron projection development; microtubule depolymerization; regulation of microtubule polymerization or depolymerization
Cellular component (GO): neuron projection; cytoplasm
Molecular function (GO): tubulin binding
Source: RefSeq, a predicted model, not a curated record
AUGCCAGAUGCCAAUUUAAAAGUGGAUUCAAGGAUAACUGUGGAUACCUUUUCUCACUCUGUCUUCUCCUCUCCCUCUUUUCCAGCCUACUCGGACAAGAUCAAAGAGAUGUCCAUGCUGUCUCUGAUCUGCUCCUGCUUCCACUCACAACCACAUCCCAACAGCCUCUACCAAUAUGGAGACAUGGAGGUGAAGUCCCUAAACAAGCGGGCAUCCGGCCAGGCCUUCGAGGUCAUCCUGAAGGCCCCUGCUGACCUCUCUCCUGACAGGCCCCAGCCCCUGAUCUCUCCCCCCAAGAAGGACCUCUCCCUGGAGGAGCUCCAGAAGAGGCUAGAGGCUGCGGAGGAGAGGAGGAAGUCUCAGGAAGCCCUGCUCCUGAAGCAGCUGGCUGAGAAGCGGGAGCAUGAGCGAGAGGUGCUCCUCAAGGCCCUGGAGGAGAACAACAACUUCAGCAAGAUGGCAGAGGAGAAACUCAACUACAAGAUGGAGGUCAACAAAGAGAACCGCGAGGCCCACCUGAAUGCGCUAAAGCAGCGGCUCCGUGAGAAGGAAAUCCAUGCCGAUGAAGUCCGUAGAAACAAGGAACUCCAAGCUGACCUCUCUGGUUGAAGAUAUUUUCUACAGUUUUGUCAAGAGAUUCACGUCUGGUUUUGGUUGGAAGAAAUGCUACUUUUUUAAAUCUCGAUGUCCGAAAGUCUCUUGCAUUGUUCAAUAUACACUGGUUUCACAAGCUAAUAAUUCAACAACAAUUUACACAGAUUGUUUCUCAUCUCUCAAUUUAUUUUUUGAAAAUAAUAUUGAUAUUGAGCACGGGUAGAGCUGAAGUAAGGCCCAAGGUCAAGGGUCAGAUUUACUAAACAUUUGCACCUUUCUUAAGACUGCACCUGUGAGUUCAUACAAGGGAACAAAAUGAAACCAAUUGAAACAUUUCUUCUUUAUCUUAGGAAACCUACUCCUUCUCUUACAUUUUGUUUUAAGUCAUUGUGUUUGGUUCUGUUUGGAAAAAUAACCAGUAAAAUGUUGCACUUGUGCAAAUGCUUAGUAAGUCGGGCCUUCUGUGUGUGUAAGAAGAAGCUAAGAAGCUACUGUUAGAUCAUAAUGAUGAAUUUCCCUAAUUGAUCCAUAAACAUAGCUCAAUAGUUACGUUUAAUUCUCAUAGGAAGUCAUGAUUAUGCUGUACCUGUUACACAUAUUGCCAAAAUGUCUUUCUCUUGAAAAAAUUAGCUUGAGGUCUUUACACAAUCCCUCCAUCUAUUGCAUAAGGUACUGUAUAACAGGGGAGCAGAGCCAAGCUUAAUUGAUUCAAGUGUUGCCCUUGCUUGGACCAUGUGUAAAAGGGGUAUCUGAUAAUAUACAAUAUUCAGCACACUCUAUAGGCAAACACUAUAACCUGGUCAUUCAUCAUAUAUAGUCACACCCAUUGUCAGUUUGUGCAGCCAUCUUCAAUCAAGCAUGCAAUGUCAAUCAAGUGACUGUAUAAAAUGAAGCACAGUCGCAUUUAGGCUUCAGUUCAAUAAAGUUCAGUAUUCACUUUGCCGUAUAGGUCAGUAAAUGAAUAAGGUUACGAUACAUACACUUAAACUGCUUUAAGAGUGGGUUCCGGUCUCUUUUAGGUUUAAUUUCCUAGCUACUGAAAUCUCCCACACAGUCUGUUUAUUUCUGAGAGUCACUCACUUCUGUUGUCACUUUAGGGGACUACAUUUAGUAACAAGAUGACUCCACUACAGAGUGCCGUAGUUUGUUUGCAGUGAGAUACAGAGUCAAUGUGACAGAAUUGUUUUAAUGCAAAUGAUAUGCAAAGUGUUUAUUUGAUUUUGUUAUUGGAUUAUGAUGUGAACGUUGGCAUGUGAUGUAGAGGCAUCAAAUGCUGACACAGCACUGAAUGUAUUGCCAGACACACUUACCCUUCUAGCAGCGUAUAGGCCUACAUAUGCCGUAUCUUAAUUUGGUCAUCCUGUU